This is a messenger RNA of Papaver somniferum (opium poppy), 1413 nucleotides long. RefSeq lists its product as uncharacterized. The transcript is spliced from 8 exons. Bases 1 to 1413 code for a protein of 470 amino acids. Gene Ontology annotation, molecular function: zinc ion binding. Lineage: Eukaryota; Viridiplantae; Streptophyta; Magnoliopsida; Ranunculales; Papaveraceae. The record is from RefSeq and is a predicted model, not a curated record.
AUGGUGUCAAAUUCCUCUACAUUCAUCAACGUCGACAACAAUUCAGAACUGAUUAGGGCAGAUAGAGAUAGUUAUGUAACUGAUGGAAAAGAAAUUGUUAAACCUCUUCUGUCCGAUGGGUGGGAGAAUGUUUUUGAUGAUCCUAACAAGCUUUUUCGUGGUGGUGUUGAUGAUGUUCGUUUGGCCUAUCAAAAGUAUUGUUUGAAGACUGGGUAUCGCGUAACAAAGGUGAAGAAUGAUCGUGAAAGGAUAAAAAAGUAUGUUGGGAGGCACACUUGUGGAGCUGGUGUGAAGUUGAGAAGUCCUAAAGUAUCGAAGAAGCUGUUUAACGAUGCAACUCAGACAUUUGAAAGGUUAUUCAUCGCAAUAGGCGCUUGUAUUGAAGGUUAUAGACUUUGUCGACCAAUGAUUUUUGUUGAUGCAACUUUUCUGACCGGGAGAUUUAGAGGUACCCUUAUGGCUGCUACUUGUCUGAAUGGGAAUCAAGGUUUUUAUCCGCUAGCCUUUGCAUUGGUCCCAGGAGAGGAUGUUGACAAUUGGGAUUGGUUUAUGUGCAAUCUUAGCAACAUUGUUGAUGACCGUCCUAUCACCUUUAUGUCUGAUCGUCAUGAAGGAUUGUUGAGGGCUAUUCCUAAACACUUUCCUACUUCCCAUCAUGGCUAUUGUUACUACCACUUGCAAGGAAACUUACCAAUCAGGAAAUCGGACGAGAAGUACAAAGAAGUUAUGGGAACAUUGGUCCGCGCGUUCUUCACUGGCUGUAGAUUUGGUCAGACUACAUCAAGCGUUGCUGAGUCCUUCAAUAAUUGGAUUCGGAAAGACAAGAGGUUGCCUGCCUGCGCCCUCGUUGACAUGAUCAGGUUACGCGUUAUGGAGUUGAUGAAUGAACGUCGCGAAAUGAGUCUUUUGAUGGACCCAGAGAAGCUCACUCCUACCUACGAGGCGUUACUUAAAGAACAUAUUCAAAUUGGUCGAGUUUGGAAUGUUACUCAGUCAUCUGCGUAUGAGUAUGAGAUUCAUUCGCCUAGGUCUCACACUGUUGAUCUGCUGAACAAGACUUGCACCUGCCAAAGAUGGCGUGUUUAUGGUUUUCCAUGCUCUCAUGCUACAACAGCUAUAUCUGCCAAGGGUGAUCGAUACGUAGAUUAUAUCGAAGACUACUUCAAAGUUACAAAUUUUCAGCAGCUGUAUUCAAUUGCUAUCAGACCAAUCCCCAACUACAACAGGCCAGAGCAGUAUCUGCCAGAGGAUACUAUUUUUCCACCCCAUCCACGAGUUCCACCAGGUAGGCCAAAGGGAAAUCGUAUCAAGAAUGCAUGGGAGAAAGCUAGGAAGUCCGUCCGUUGUUCCAACUGUAAGAAGAAAACUCACCACAACAAGGCAACGUGCACUGUCAUUCCUUCAUACCCAUGA